ACACUCUCUCAUAUCCUUUCACUUUUCGUUGGAAACAAAGAGAGAAUAAUGAUGGUGUAUCCGUUCUCUAUGAUUGCUAUUUAGUUAACCACUUCAAGAGCUUAAAAAAGAAGAGAAUUGCCAUAGGGUAUAUUGAAGAAAGAAGAGAAGCAGCAAAAAAAACUAUGAAGUCUUUCUGUGAUAAUGAUGAUAAUAGUCAUAAUAAUACGACUAAUUUGCUAGGGUUCUCGUUGUCUUCAAAUAUGUUGAAAAUGAAUGGAGGAGGAGGAGAAGCUCACUACUCAUCUACGUCUGCUUCAGCUGCAACUUCUUCUGUUCCACCACAGCUUGUUGUUGGUGACAACAGUAGCAACUAUGGAGUUUGCUACGGAUCUAACUCAGCAGCUAUGUAUUCACAAAUGUCUGUGAUGCCACUCAGAUCUGACGGUUCUCUUUGCUUGAUGGAAGCUCUUAACAGAUCUUCUCACUCUAAUCAUCAUCACCAUACUCAAGUUUCAUCUCCCAAGAUGGAGGAUUUCUUUGGGACCCAUCACAACAACACUAGUCACAAAGAAGCCAUGGAUCUUAGCUUAGAUAGUUUAUUCUACACUACCACGCAUGAGCCAAACAACAACACGAGCUUUCAAGAGUUCUUUAGCUUCCCUCAAACCAGAAACCACCAUGUCGAAGAAACAAGAAACUACGAGAAUGUCCCUGGUUUGACACAUGGAAGAGGAGGGUCUUUUAAUGUAGGGGUAUAUAGGGAAUUUCAGCAAUCGCUGAGCUUAUCCAUGAGCCCUGGAUCACAAUCUAGCUGCAUUACUGGCUCUCACCACCACCAAAACCAAGCUCAGAUCACUGAAGCUUUGGCCGAGAAAAGUGCUGGAUUUGAGACCACAACAUUGGUGGCUGCUGCAAAAAAGAAGAGAGGACAAGUUGAAGUUGGGGUUGUUGGACAGAAACAAAUUGUUCACAGAAAAUCUAUUGAUACUUUUGGACAAAGAACUUCACAAUACCGAGGCGUUACAAGACAUAGAUGGACUGGUAGAUAUGAAGCUCACCUAUGGGACAAUAGUUUCAAGAAGGAAGGUCACAGCAGAAAAGGAAGACAAGGAGGUUAUGAUAUGGAGGAGAAAGCUGCUCGAGCAUAUGAUCUAGCUGCACUCAAGUACUGGGGUCCCUCUACUCACACAAAUUUCUCUGUGGAGAAUUAUCAGAAAGAGAUCGAUGACAUGAAGAACAUGACUCGACAAGAAUAUGUUGCUCACUUGAGAAGGAAAAGCAGUGGUUUCUCUAGGGGUGCGUCCAUCUAUAGAGGAGUCACCAGACAUCACCAGCAUGGGAGGUGGCAAGCUAGGAUUGGUAGAGUGGCUGGAAACAAAGAUCUCUACCUCGGAACUUUUGGAACUCAAGAAGAAGCGGCGGAAGCCUAUGAUGUAGCAGCAAUUAAGUUCCGUGGCACAAACGCUGUGACUAACUUUGACAUUACAAGGUACGAUGUGGAUCGCAUAAUGUCUAGUAACACACUCUUGUCUGGCGAGUUGGCUCGAAGGAACAGCAAGAGUAUCGUUGUCCGCAACAAUAGUGACGAGGAAACCGCUGUCGUGGACGGCGGUUCCAAUAAAGCAGUGCAUAGCCCAGAGAGGGUUUUGAGUUUUCCGGCGAUAUUUGCGUUGCCUCAAGUUGGUCCGAAGAUGUACGGAGCAAAUAUGGGUUCUUGGACGACAAACCCUAAUGCUGAGCUCAAGACCGUUUCACUUACUUUGCCACAGAUGCCGGUUUUUGCUGCGUGGGCUGAUUCUUGA
Messenger RNA from Eruca vesicaria subsp. sativa (arugula), 1784 nucleotides. The record is from the annotation of a GenBank genome assembly. Lineage: Eukaryota; Viridiplantae; Streptophyta; Magnoliopsida; Brassicales; Brassicaceae.